AGGGCGGGUGCUGGGGAGAGCGGAGACUCCGGGGCUGUGUUACGGUGCAGGCUUCAGGGCGGUCAGCUGGGAAGGAGGCGCUAUGUCCAACCAGAGUGUUGUCCACCUCUCCCUGGACGACCCUGCCCAUGGUGUUUGUGUGCUGGGCACGAGCCUCGUCGUGGACGUCAGUGGGUGUGCCCCCAUGAACUGUGAGUCCUUCACAAUUACCUGCUCCUCGAGGGUGCUGGUUGUCCUGAACAGCAAGGUGACCAGUGGGAAGGACAAAGGCAUCAUCUGGCACUCAAUAUCCGACCGCAGGCACGCGCUGGUGAGGAUGGUGCUGCCCAGCUCCGAGCUUGAUGAAGACAAGGUGCUGGUGUCGUACUACCGUGCCAACGAGGAGGCCCCAUUGGCCACUGCAGUGCUGUACCUCACUGGCAUCGAGGUCUCCCUGCAGACAGAUGUCUACCGUGACGGGCAACAAGAGAUGCCAAUCAACAAGCAGAUCAAGGAAAAGUGGGUGUGGGGACCCAGCGGCUGGGGCGCCGUCCUGCUUGUGAACUGCAGCCCGGCCGACCUGAGGCAGGAGAGCAAGAUGGUGGUGUCAGAAGAUAUAAAGGAUCUAUCCCAGAUGACCCUGAAUGUCAAUGGCCCCAACUGUGCCUUAAAGAACUACCAUCUGGUCCUCCACACCUCUGCAGAAGAAGCCGAGAAGACCAGAGUCUACUGGCCACAAGGAGAGUCCACCAGCGGCGUCUUUCAGGUUGUGCUGGGACCAGACCGUAGCUCCUAUACCUUUACACCUCUGGAAAACCUUGAGGAGACCUUCUAUGUGGAGGCGCUAGAGUUCCCAUCUGCCAGCUUCUCGGGUCUGAUCUCCUUCUCCAUCUCCCUGAUCGAGGAUCCUCCAGGCCCGUCGAUUCCUGAGACCCCAGUGUACAAGGACACAGUGGUGUUCCGGGUGGCUCCCUGCAUCUUCACCCCCAGCACCCAGAUGCCACUAGAAAUGUACCUGUACAGAGAUGUGAAGAUCCAGGGCUUCGUGGAUGCAGUGACAGCGCUGAGUGAGAAAUCUGACAGCCAGGUGGCAUCUGUCUAUGAGGACUUCAACCGCAUGGGCAGGUGGCUGCAGGAUGAGAUGGCCUUCUGCUACACCGAGACACCCAACAAAAUGAUGUCCUUUGUUCUUGACACCCCUCGGACCACCACGCCUGAUGAGUUCCCCAUGAAAUAUGCACUGAGCCCUGGCGUUGGCUACCUGAUCCAAAACAUCACAGACCACACGGUGGCCAGCUUGGAUACCAUCGGAAACCUGAUGGUGUCCCCGCCUGUCAAGGCCCAGGGGAAAGAGUACCCCUUGGGCAGAGUCCUCUUCGGCAGCAGCUUCUACCCUAGCUCCGAAGGCCGGGCCAUGAGCAAGAACCUCCGGGACUUCCUGUAUGCGCAGCAGGUCCAGGCGCCCGUGGAGCUCUUCUCAGACUGGCUGAUGACCGGCCACGUGGACGAGUUCAUGUGCUUCGUCCCGGUGGAAGACAAGAGCAACGACUCCAAGGGCUUCCGCCUGCUGCUGGCCAGCCCCUGCGCCUGCUACAAUCUGUUCCGUGAGAAGCAGGAGGAGGGCUUCGGGGGCUCAGUUCUGUUUGGCGGUGUCAACCCUGACACGCUGCACGCUAACGGAAGGGAGGCCAAAACCAUCAACCAACUUCUUGCCGACCAAACUAUGAGAAAUCAGAACAACUAUGUGGAGAAGUGCAUUCACCUGAACCGCGCCAUCCUGAAGGAGAAGCUAGGCUUGCAGGAGGAAGACAUCAUUGAUGUCCCCCAGCUCUUCUGUCUGGAGGAGCUGACCAAUGUCCCCUCUGACCAGCAGCCCUGCAAACUCUUCGCAAGGCCCUACUUCCCUGACGUGCUGCGAAUGAUUGUGAUGGGCAAGGAUCUGGGGAUCCCCAAGCCUUUUGGGCCACAAAUCAAGGGCACCUGUUGCCUGGAGGAAAAGAUUUGCCACUUACUGGAGCCCCUGGGCCUCAAGUGCACCUUCAUUGAUGACUUUGAGUGCUACCUGACGUGUGUCGGAGAUCCUUGCGCCUGUACCAACAUCCGCCGGAUGCCCUUUGCCUUCAAGUGGUGGAAUAUGGUGCCUUAGCCUCAGCCCUGGAGCUGCCCAGCCCUGCCCUGCACCAAUAUCCCACUAUCACCACGCAGCAGCAUGAUUCCUGGGCCAUUUGUGGGGGUGGCUGGAGAGCCGAGGCAGUGCUUCCCUUGCCCUGGUUACCCCUGUCCUUCAGGUCCAGUAGGGUGGCAGAUGCUACCAGCUCAAACCUCCUGGAAGGGGGAGAUGGAAAACUGGUCUUCAGCUCUGUUUACUGAAGAGCCAAUAAAGGUCUCGCUGUUUUGAGUGCA
Messenger RNA from Cavia porcellus (domestic guinea pig), 2382 nucleotides. It is a transcript of the gene Padi6, whose product is annotated as peptidyl arginine deiminase 6. Gene Ontology annotation, cellular component: nucleus; cytoplasm. The transcript is spliced from 16 exons. NCBI's taxonomy places the organism in Eukaryota, Metazoa, Chordata, Mammalia, Rodentia, Caviidae. Gene Ontology annotation, molecular function: calcium ion binding; protein-arginine deiminase activity. The record is from RefSeq and is a predicted model, not a curated record. Bases 83 to 2125 code for a protein of 680 amino acids.